AUGCCUGCCUCGAUACAGGAACUCAACGAAACGAUUACUUACGAAACCUACGGCGCUCUUGUGGCCGUUCAAACAGGGGUGGUCGCUAAUAGUUCUAAGUUAGACGAGCUUGAUGAGAAGCUACAAUCCUACCGUUCGAGCCUGGACCAAGGUAUCCAGGAAGUCUACGCAACCACGAUCAGUCUACAUCUCAUCAUCACCGAGGGGAUCGUUACCCUACGAAAUGAGCGGUUAGAAGAUCGUGCUCUGCUUCUGCAGAUCAUCAAAAACCAGGAUAAGACGACCAGAGCCCCGGAGAUUGAGGAAAAGAAGAAGCUCGCUCAAAAGCCGAAGGGUGACAUCGGAGAUCGGAAGUUCCAAGCGUUGCGAGAACUCAAGAAGUUCUUCGCCGACAAGCACGAUGUCUUCCCUUCGUGGCAGGAUGCUCACCAAGAGAACCUGCUCCAAGACGAAGAUUUGCGCGAUUCCAAGGUAAGCAAAACGGCCGGAUGGCUUCAUGAGCAUGCGAGCUUCAAGAGUUGGGUAAGUGGAGGAGUUCCUCUCCUUUGGUUACGAGGCACCGAGGGGAUUGGAAAGUCAUUCCUAGCCUACUCGGCCGUCCAAGAGCUGCGUCUACGUCAAAACGAGCACGACUGCUUGGCCUACUUCUAUUUCAAGGAGGAGCAUCCAUACCAACAGUCAAUGCAAAACGCGUUCGCUUCGGCUGCACUACAGAUUGCCGGAUCAAAUAACAGAUACGCCGAACAGGUAGCGGCCAAGAUCAAGCAAGAGUCCAGUGAGUCCGCAGCAAUGUCAACCUGGGAGAGGUUCUUCCUCUCGGUGUUUCCAAGUGAUAACAAACUCGGUGGUCGCCUUUUCCUUGUCUUCGAUGGACUAGACGAGGCGCACGUGCAAGAAGGUGGAACCUUUACGCGGUUUCUGUCGGAUCUCAAGCGCCUAAACGCCAGUGUGUCAGUCUUUGCGACAAGCCGACCAGAAGACAAGCCCACACUGCAACUGCUCCAGCCUUCGAUCCUCAACGUCACUAAGCAUGAAAUAAAGCACGAUUUGAAGAUACUGGUGAAGGACCGUCUUCGCACACUGCCGCGCCUGCGCAAGUUCACCCAAACUACCAAAUCAGCAAUUCGUCGCGAAGUAGUCAAACACGCAGACAGUAUGCUCUACGUCGAGCAUAUGCUUAGGAGGUUCUCUUACAUAGGUCGAGAAAGAGCCGUUCUGCAAGCACUGGGGAAGAUGCCUCCAAACUUGCAUGGACUUUACGAACUUCUUUUGGACGAGUGCCGACAAAAUCGAUCCGAAGCGCAAUACCAGGCGAUGAAGAAGUUAUUCGCGUGGCUAGCGUUCUCGAAACGAUCGCUUAGCCUCGGCGAGGCAUCGAGCUUGGUUCAACUCGCACUGUCCGACGACAGCUUCGACAUCGAAGAGGAGAUCAUCGGACCUUCCUCUCGUAUCCUCGAACUUACCCGAUCACGGCAGCCAGAGGACGAUAUAAAGGACGAUGACAAAGAGGAUGACGAGAUCGAUGAGCCAAUAGACGAGGGCAUACCAGAGCUCGGGUACGGAGACUCCCCUCUCUGCUUCCAGGAUCGGUCACUGCGGGAAUACUUCAAGAGCGUGAGUGUCGAAGAUGACGGUGUAACGGAAUUUCGGACACCUGCCACCGCUGCGCACCUGACAAUUCUGAAGAUGUGCGUGGCUGUGAUGAUGAAAGCGGCCCGAGGAAUCGAAGAGCAAAGCUCCGGGCUCACAGUAUAUGCCAUCAGCUAUUGGUAUGAGCAUCUCAAGGAGCUGGACGCGGAUAACGCGACCCCAGAAGUUGUUCACGAUGUUGUAACACUCCUGCACUGCAUCACGGCCAAUUCAUACAACGUCGCCAAGUUAUUCGAACAGCUAGCGCGACAUACAGACAUAUAUCCCGAGCGCGCUGACGAAGUGCCUAUCGCUUGGCUCGAUACGCUUCUGAGUUGGACAGCCAGGUCAUCAAGCCUACUAGUACAAUUUUCGGAUAGUAAAGUCAAGAAAUGGACGACCGUGGUCCGUAAAGACAACGUUCUGCUUCGGCUUGCUCGCGGUCAUGUCCACAAUUGGUUGGACGCCAACGACGAUUAUUGGAUACCCGAGAGAUUCAGAUUCGUCAGGGCCGCGUUGUCCCUCGUAAGCCACUUCUCAUACGCAACGACUUCUCUAAUGCGCUGUAGUCAUUCCCUUUCGAAAUCAAUGAAUCCAAUGAACUUGGGCCACUUGAAUACAUGA
Alternaria infectoria is the source of this 2253-nucleotide messenger RNA. RefSeq lists its product as uncharacterized. Lineage: Eukaryota; Fungi; Ascomycota; Dothideomycetes; Pleosporales; Pleosporaceae. The transcript is spliced from 2 exons. The record is from RefSeq and is a predicted model, not a curated record. Bases 1 to 2253 code for a protein of 750 amino acids.